AUGUUCUCAUCUCUGUGUGUCCUCUGCUCUCUGCUGGACCUGAGCGCCGGACGCUGGGACUGGACGAAGGUGGAGAUUAAUGAUGCUGGAUACAGAGGAGCGUUUAAACCCAAACCUCCUCCUCACAUCAUCUUCAUCCUGACCGAUGAUCAGGGCUUUAACGACGUGGGCUAUCACAACGCGGCCCUGCACACCCCCACCCUGGAUAAACUGGCUGCUGAGGGGGUGCGGCUGGAGAACUAUUACGUUCAGCCGCUGUGUACGCCGUCACGUAGCCAGCUCAUCACCGGCAGGUAUCAGAUCCACACCGGACUGCAGCACUCCAUCAUCCGUCCCCGUCAGCCGAGCUGCAUCCCUGAGAGCGUCUCCACCCUCCCACAGCGCCUCCAGGAGGCCGGAUACUCCACUCACAUGGUGGGGAAGUGGCACCUGGGCUUCUACCGUAAACACUGCCUGCCCACGCGCCGCGGCUUCCACACCUUCUUCGGGUCGCUCACAGGAAGUGUGGAUUAUUACACCUUCCAGUCGUGCGAUGGAAAAGCGCUGUGCGGCUUCGACCUGCACGACGGCGAGUCCGUGGCCUGGAACCGGACGGGGAAGUACGCCACGCACCUGUACACGCAGAGGGUGCGCAAAAUAUUAGCCAUGCACGACCCGGCCGAACCCAUUUUUAUUUUCCUGUCUCUCCAGGCUGCACACGCUCCGUUAAAACCGCCCAAACCGUACAUUUACCCCUACAGGGGGAUGGGGAACGUGCCACGCCGGAAAUACGCAGCGACGAUAUCUGUGGUGGAUGAAGCGGUGCGGAACAUCACGUACGCGCUACGGAAGUACGGAUACUACCGCAACUCUGUCAUCGUGUUCUCAUCGGAUAACGGAGCACAGCCGUUCACCGGCGGCAGCAACUGGCCUCUCAGAGGGAGGAAGGGAACGUACUGGGAGGGCGGGGUCCGAGGGGUGGGGUUCAUACACAGCCCACUGAUACGCCACAAGCGCAGAAUCAGCAAAGAGCUAAUCCAUAUCACGGACUGGUUCCCGACUCUGGUGCGACUGGCCGGUGGAAACGUUUCCCAGGAGCAGAAUCUGGACGGAUUUGAUAUCUGGCCGGUCAUCAGCGAGAAUAAAGCGUCGGCCAGAUUCGAAAUCCUGCACAACAUCGAUCCGCUGCACCGCCAAGGGUUCAGGUUCCCUCAGGGUGGCAAAGGAAUCUGGGAUACCGCGGUUCAGGCUGCCAUACGAGUGGGAGAUUGGAAGCUCCUGACCGGAGAUCCUGGUCACGCCGACUGGAUCCCUCCUCAGGUUCUGACCGGCUUCCCGACCGGCUGGUGGAACCUGGAGCGGAAGAGUUCGGAGGAAGAGAAGAAGUCGGUCUGGCUGUUCAACAUCACGGCGGAUCCGUGCGAGCGCAACGACCUGGCGGAGAAACGACCCGACGUGGUCAAGAAGCUCCUGCUGCGUCUGGCCCUCUACAACAGCACCGCCGUUCCCAUCCGAUACCCGCCGGACGACCCGCGCGCCGACCCGCAGAAGAACGGAGGAGCGUGGAGACCCUGGGUGAAGGACGAGGAGAACGAGGUGAACUGGGACGGCGUUUAUUACAAACGCGGCCUGAACCGGAAGAGGAAGAAAUGCCGACUGUGCAAAAUCCAGUCGUUCUUCAAGAAGCUGAACAGAAAGAUCCUGGUGAACAGGAUCUAG
This is a messenger RNA of Trichomycterus rosablanca, 1698 nucleotides long. It is a transcript of the gene arsib, whose product is annotated as arylsulfatase family, member Ib. The transcript has 2 exons. The record is from RefSeq and is a predicted model, not a curated record. Bases 1 to 1698 code for a protein of 565 amino acids. NCBI's taxonomy places the organism in Eukaryota, Metazoa, Chordata, Actinopteri, Siluriformes, Trichomycteridae.